Molecule: messenger RNA, 544 nt
Organism: Nematolebias whitei (Rio pearlfish)
Lineage: Eukaryota; Metazoa; Chordata; Actinopteri; Cyprinodontiformes; Rivulidae
Gene: ndufa6
Product: NADH:ubiquinone oxidoreductase subunit A6
Exons: 3
Coding region: 25-411 (128 amino acids)
Biological process (GO): response to oxidative stress
Source: RefSeq, a predicted model, not a curated record
GCUUUGACGACUAACAGCAUAGUCAUGGCGUCCUCGGCUGCGACCCGUGUGGCAGCGGGUGCUGGAAAAGCAGUAAAACCAAUAUUUAGCCAUGAUCUGAACGAAGCUAAACGCAGGGUCCGAGAGCUGUACCGAGCCUGGUACCGGGAGGUGCCCAACACAGUGACGGUGCAUUUGCUGGACCUCACCGUAGUCCAGGGAAGAGCCAAAUUGCGCGAGAUGUUUGACAAGAACAAGCAUGUCACUGACAUUCGAAUGAUCGACAUCUUCGUCAUGAAGGGUAAAAUGGAACUUGAGGAAACGGUCAACAUCUGGAAGCAGAAGUCCCACGUGAUGUUCUAUUUCAGCACGACGAAAGAACCUCAACCAACGGACUUCCUGUCCAAAUUCUACAAGGGUCAUGACCCAUGAGCUUUGCAACUGCAAUCUGACCUCUGAUCCAUCUUUGUUUGAGUCCAGUGUGUUCCUCUUUGAUGUAAAUACAUGCUUUAACAAUCGCAUACCUUUAACUGUCAUUUGUUCGGCCUCAGAUUCACUUGUUUUU